Penaeus vannamei (Pacific white shrimp) is the source of this 6313-nucleotide messenger RNA. Lineage: Eukaryota; Metazoa; Arthropoda; Malacostraca; Decapoda; Penaeidae. The record is from RefSeq and is a predicted model, not a curated record.
GUGCGGGCAGUGGGCACGGGGAAUCCCUAUAGGCUGAGGCCCUUGGUAGGGGUGCGCAUGCCUCUCAAUUCUUCAUACUCUCCUCUAAUUCAGUUGCACAACCCACAUCCACAUGCUCUACAGAUCACAGAAAUGUACAGUACAGGAGGAGAUCUUCACUUGGAGCUGCUGUCAGGUAGUCAGGAAGGGCAGAAGAACGUGUGGAACAUUCCACCCUACCACACGCGCCCGCUAAUGAAGGCAAACUUUGUUGCCCGCAGAGAGAAUAACCAUACCGCUUAUGUCAGAAUCGUAACCAGCGAGACAGAUAGUGACUACCUGGUAGUUCCAGUAGAAGUGGAGGUUUCUAGUCAGCCUGGGCUAUUUUGCCCUCAGGAUGGCCUCCACUUUGGCCUGCGCACCCCUCACGAUCCGCCUGCCACGCUCCCGCUACACCUACUUAAUUCGGCCCACAAGCACAUACACAUUCAAAAUGUGAUAACAACUCCAGUGAAUGAUGCAAUAUCAAUUGACUUCAAGCCUAUGAAAAUUCCACCAGGAACCGUGCGUCCAACGCAAGUGGCAACUGUAACAUUUGACCGUGAGUUUACAGUGUGGUUAUCUCUUUUUCCAACUUUUAGGUUUCCCUUAAUAUGUUUCAUCUGGUUACAACUAAUUGACUUGAAAAUUUCCAAGCAUAGGUGUGUGUUUAAUGACCAUAGUUUUGACGGGCUCAUUGCUUGUCGAAAUUUGAUUUGUGGCUCCAAUUGCCUCCCUUUUCUACCGCAGCCCUCCAAUAGUGACCCCAAAGAUCAUGGGUGGAAAAAUACUUUGAUCAAAAGCAAAGUGUCGGGCGGGUAUAAACUGAGGUAUUACUGUGCCAUUCAGCCGAUGGACUCUGCUGCAGGGUUGCGCUGCUCUGAUAACACGUCCAUCACAAAAUUCUACAACGGGGCAGCGCUAGGGAGCAAAUUCAGGAUCCACGGACACGCAGACAAGAGUUUUCAGCAGUGUGGGGGGUGUUGCUGGUGGUGCGGGAGGGGUCUUGGGGGGCGGGGGGGUGGCGGGACGAGCAACCCCGGGAGUGAGCCACGCAACCUCACGCUUACCAACACCUUUCCCUGCCCCGUCGUCAUAUACAAUCUAACACUCCCGGAGGAGGCCAGAAAACACUUCGAGAUUGGAUGGGAUGGGCCAGUUGUCAUUGAGGAAAAUCUGAGUGCACAUGUAGCAACACUGCGAUUGCUAAGUGUUGGGACAGAUGCUCGGCUUUCCACAACAGUAACUGUGCAUACAAAUGUCACCACCAUUAAAAUCCCUCUGCGUGCAUAUAAUGGGAAAUUAACAAAGUACAUACCGCCUCUCGGUGGUGAUUCUUGGCUGGACUUUGGGACGCUGGGAAUGGGCGAGCAGCGGGACAUCUUCUUCUAUGUCAUAAAUGAGAACCCAGUGGAACUGCGGUUGCGGGGGUGGGGCUCAAACCUGACCCGGAGUGCAGUAGAGCUCAUGGGGGUGGAGGAGGGCAACCUCACAACCAUCAAAAACAGGAACAACAUGACCUACACCUCAAAAAGUCUGUUCCUGAAGCCUCACCACUACGCCGUGUUCCGCAUCGGUGUGCUCACUCCUGACACGGAGGGCAUCUUCAUCGCUGAAGCAUUUGUGCAGACACAGUUCGAGCAGAUCAAGAUCCCAUUUCGCCUCCGCACUGCAGAUGGAUCUCUCAGUGUUGUGCCCAACACCAUUGUGUUUGAUCAUGCAUUCCCGGGGAAAAUAUCAAAGCAGAAUUUGCACAUUCUGUCGACGUUUGGCCACCCAAUGUCAGUGAAGGAGGUGAAGCCCCUGCCAGCUGACUCACGCUUCUCCUAUGAACCCAGCCAAAGCUCUCUCCUGACGUUACAAGCUGGCCACAAAAGCCACGUGGGAAGACUCGUGUUUGAUCCCAAAGUGGAGUGUGGCUCAGAGUGCUACACAGGUUUUCCACUCACUAGUAAAGCUGGUCAGCAGUGGGUUAACACUCUCUCCCUGACAUCUCAUGUUGCCGACACUGAUACAAGUUUGUACUCCACUCUGCGCAGUAGAUACCUCAACCUGUCAACCACAGUUUUCAAUACCUCCAUUGUCUUGCAUACUUCUGAGGUCCACGGUUUUCAUUUCACAGCAAAGGCUGUACUAACUUGGCCAGGCCUGAGUUCACCAUCACAUGUGUCAUUCCCGCUGACACAGGCGCUCAAUACAAGCAUACAGGAGGUGUUCUUAGAGAACCCGGCCAGUGUCCCUGUGGUGGCUCAGAUACUCCUGCUUCACCAUUAUCCGGCUACACAGCAGCUGCUAUCUCUCUUACCAACGGGUGAGAUGCUGCUGAAUGAGAGCGGCAAUGGGGCUAGCAGCGACGUGUUCACCCUGGUAGAUGGAGACAGUCUGGCGGCUGGGGGUGGGACAACCACAGCCAGAGGAAGCUCGAUGCCUCCGCCUGCCCCGGAAAUAACGAGUGGCCUAGCUCAGCACAGAAGGACGCUGGAGGAGCAGUUCAAGACACGUGUUGCCAAAGACAGCAUUGCACUUAUCCUUGAGCCAGGCGUCAAGGUGAAAGUGAGAGUGUCGUUCACACCACCAGAUGAAAAGCUGUACUCGACAGUGUUGUUAGUGCGCAACAACCUGACAGUAAUAGACAAAGUGUUGGUGAAGGGCAGAGGGGGGAGAGGUUUCCUCAAGUUUGCCAACAGAAAGCCUGGCUCAGCUUUGCCUCUUGCCUUCAAUAUUGGGGCCAAACAUUUGAAAGACUGUGAUAAUGGCAGAAGCUCAAAAUAUUACCAACCGAACUUCACGGUGAAGCGCUCCUUUACGGCGCGCAACACUGGUGAACUGCCCGUCCAGGUGUGGGGCUUCAACAUCAAUGACUUACCUUGUGAGGGCUACGGCUUCAAAGUUUUGAACUGUGAAGGCUUCGAGCUAGCCCCCAACGCUAGUCACAAGGUGGACAUCGCGUUCACUCCUGACUUUACCCUGUCCAAGGUACAACAACGGCUAGUCAUUCACACCAGCCUUGGGUUGGUGAGCGGGCCCGAGGAGGAGGCUGCGGCACCGAGCGAGAGCCAGGCACAGCCGGGCCGAGUUGAAUAUUCCCUGGUUGCUACCGUCCCUACCCACCUGCUUGCACAAUGCGGAGCUGCUGUGCCCAGGCCCUCAUGGGAGCCCCUCCUCUAUUAUGCAAUCUUACCUCUGAUGGCGGCCAUGCUGAUUGGGGCCUUGAUCCUGGCAGCGCUUGAGGCAGACCAUAUCCUCAGGUCUACCAAGAUUGCCAUGACGACCUCUGUGCCCUCCAAUGGACAUGCGCCGGCCUUUGACAAGUCCAAAGUGUUUGACUUGAAGAACAUUGCGCACCACGACUCUAAAGGUGCUCCCCUGAAGAAUGGCUAUGCCAAUGGCCAUGCUCAGGUGGAGAGCCUCAAGGCAAGCAGUCCUGUUUGCAGCGGUUCUAGCAACAAGAAAUCCACAGCUCCGUCAUCCACGGGUGAGAUUAUUGCAAAUGGUAGAAAGUCUGCCUCAGGUGCCAGCUCUUCUAAAAAGGUUGGCAAUAAUCAGAUCACAAGUUCAAGUACAAAAUCCAAAUACACAAAACAGUCUGACUCUAAGUUAGGUCCAGCAUCUGGAGAAAGCAUCUCUGUUAUAUCUGACAUUUCUGCAAAUCAGAACCAGAAUAGGAAAUCCAAAGGAUAUAAUAACAAAAGCAACAGCAGUAGAAGCUCGGAGUCGCCAAUGUCGUGGCGCAGCUUCUUCUCGCGGGCUGUGAGUGCGAAGGAGGACAAUGCAAUGGGGGCGGCAACAGCCAAGAACGAGCCAGCCAAUCCCAAAAAGUCACCUAACACCAGAAAUAAAGAAGAGGCGUCUGUUCUCAAGCAAUCGGUCGGCACUGAGACAGAUUUGCACAUCGAAAACUGCUCUAAGCUAAGAAGACGGAACAAGCCGAGUGUCGAGGAAGAGACAUCCUCCACGACAACAGAGAGUUCCAAUACAGAUGAAUUAUCUAUAAGUGAAAGGGACACACCUUUGAGCAAAUCAUCAGAUGUGGCAUCAGUGAGUGGGACAACGGGAAAGGGAGGCAAGCGGCGCAGUGUGCGUGCAAAGGGAGGCAAGGGCACAAGCAUGGAGACUGGGCGGGUGGCGAGCAGUGCGCUAGAUGACGAGUUGGGCUUCGAGAUCAGCACAAAGGUUAAGGGGCUGAAGAAGCUGAAGGAGUCUUCAGGUCGCAGCAACUUUGGUGGCGACAUCUAUCAGCCAAAUACACUGGAGCUGCCUUACACACUGAAACAUAUCCGGCAGAAGGACUCAGACCGCCCCAAGGAGAACCACAGGAACCCAAAGGGUACCACCAAUAAAAAUAAAGAUUCAGGUGAGAGUAUGGGCAGCACAGGGUCAUCGCCAGUGCCAAAGUGGGACGAGUCAAGGUCAGCCUCGGGUGAUGGUACAUCAGCCACGUCAGCGUCAACGUCAGGGAUGGCAACCCACAACAAACCCCAGACGCAGCCACAACCACUUGCACCAAGGGAGUCGUCCUACUCUGCCAUUCUGCUCGGCACUGACAAGCAGAAAGCCAAAGUCACACCCUUCGUCAAGGUUCCACCAGAGAUGAAAAAGAUUGAAAAGCCCCUAGGUGUCAUUGGCCAGAAGGCGGGCAAUGGAGGCAGCAGCACGAACAGCAGUGGCAUGGGUGGCUUGCACAGUACGUCCAACCCAGUGACAAGCGCAGCCGUCCCACCACUGUCCAGUAACUCACUCUUUACCAUUCCUGACAACAAUUACUCGCAUCGGCUUAAGGAGGAGGCUUACUCACGCAGCCUAUACAGUGGCUUUGGAGACAAUGCUGCACUGUCUGGCCCACAGAACAAUAACAGUAGCCACUCGUGGGACCCCAAGACUCUCACAGUGCCUGCCAUGAGGCCACCCCCUGGGCUUGUGCAGGCACAUGAAUUUGUGCGGCAUCAUGGCCCUCUCACAGAUGAGGACUGGCAGUACUGCAACCCACAGGUGGGUGGCUCACUGUGGUCAGAUGGCAGUGCUUAUCACAAUAACAACAUGGGCAUGAACGCCAACAGCACUCCACCGCCGAGCUUGUGGGACUCCCUUUCCAAUAUCUGGUCGCCCCCCUUCUGGUCCAAUCAAGGGACUUCAUGCCCGCCUAACACGCCCUCACCAUGGGGCUCCUCCUCACUGCCCAAGGCCUCAACGCCGCCUGUGAUGAGUGACGCCAAUGGAGCGGUGUCCAAGGGCCUGGGCUUUGACCCCUUCCACUCGGACAACAACAUCUGGUCAGCACCUGGCUCAGGCCACACCGGUGACCUGUGGGCUCCACCAGUAUCCAACAAGAAGGAAGCCUAACUGAGCCAGAAGCUGUACUGCAGCAGUGUGUCCUUAACAAUGGUCAUGUGGACAAUGAGGAAGAAGAAGCCCCCCCCCCUUUUUUUUUUGCGUAAAAAGUUUAUUUAGAUGGAAAACAUGUAAGGGAGGGUGUGGUGUGCCCUCCAUUUUCUUUUCUUAAUUCUAUUCUUUCUAAUCAUCUCUCAUCAUUUUUCCUUGACACUCCUUUUUCGUCUCUCAUCUCUUCUCUUUCAUAUCCUGCACCUCUCACCUCUCGUCUCCUCUUUCUUCUUGCUUUUCUCUCCUCUUCAGUUUCCUCUCCCCUCUCUUUAUUUUCUCUUUUCUCUCCCCACACUCUCCUUUCCUCUCCUCUCUCUUCUCCCCCCUUCCCCUCUCUCUCCUCUUUCCUCUCUUUUCUUCCCCUCUCUCUCAUCUUUCCUCUCCUUUCUUACAUCUCAUAGAAAUCUUUAUUUUUAUUUUAAAAUUAAACUAGGAUGGAAGUAGUUCCAUUACUACUAGAAAAGGCCUUUUACUUAAAAAGUUCGCAUUUUUUUUCGUUCAUCAACCGAAGAUAUUGAAUUUAUUUUAGUAAUAAAGAUCACUUUCCAGUCAUACAAGAGUAAACACAGUUUUUUUAAUGAGACAAGAAAAACUGAUCUCUUUUCUUCUGUCUUGCGAGUGUGUCAGUAUGAAAGAAAUUAUGGAAAGUGUGGCUGUGUAUGUAUGUCUGUACACAUGUGUAUUUGCUUUUUUAAGUUGUGCCUUUGUGAUUUGAAUACAAUAAGCUUUUUUUUGUUUUGUUUUGUUUUUGUUUUUUUGUUUUUUGUUAAUGAGAGAGCUGGUGUGUCAAGUAUAUGUGUAUACUUUUGUUUGCUGGCUUGUAAGUUAAUGUUUGUUAUGUAUAUGUGUAUCAUCAUAUACAAGUAAUGACUGUAUGUAUUUGUUAGUAAAUUAUAUGAUUUACAAAAGUGAAAAA